Messenger RNA from Brachypodium distachyon (stiff brome), 2644 nucleotides. RefSeq names its product protein YLS7. The record is from RefSeq and is a predicted model, not a curated record. Lineage: Eukaryota; Viridiplantae; Streptophyta; Magnoliopsida; Poales; Poaceae. The transcript has 4 exons. Gene Ontology annotation, cellular component: Golgi apparatus. Gene Ontology annotation, molecular function: O-acetyltransferase activity. The coding region runs from base 547 to 2079 and encodes 510 amino acids.
CAACCUGGCGUCCCCUCCCCUCGUUUGCCGCUCCGCUUUCCUCCCCCUGCUGCCUCGCUCGCCGCCGCCUCCCUCCUCUUCUCGCCACCGCCGCCGCCGCCGCCUCCCUCCCCUGCUCGCCGCCGCCUCCUUACCUUGCUUCCCAUGGACGAGAUCCGCACCCCUCCCCCGCUCUGCACCUCCCUCCCUGCUACCUUUGAAAGCAGAUGAGAUCCCCGACAGGGCACAAGAGCACGCACAUGAACUCGGAUUAUGAUAUUGCCUCAGUCUCCGGAGUGUGCGCCAUGAACUCGGAUCUGCUACACAUGCCCAGAAUGUUCGUGCUCUCCAUCGUCUCCUGCCAUUCUUUCCUCUUCCCCAAAGCCCCAAGCCUCCAACCGUGCCUCGCCCUAGUGCUGCCGCCGUGCCGUAGCCUAGCGUCAUCGCCGACGCCUCUCACGCGCUUCGCCGCCGUCACCAUUCCCGAUCUAUCUCAUCCCGUCCCUGCUGUGUGUCUGCGUCCCUUCCGCAGUUUGGGACAUUGCUUGUUGACUUUUAAGCUCGGCCAUGUGUUUGCCGGACAUGAAGACUCCGGCUGGGGCUGGCGGAAUCCGGUGGUGGCUCUCCACCGUAGUGGUGUUGACGCUGGCGCUGGUGAUGGCUCUAGUGGUGAUAUCUCUGUCAGUGGACUCGUCUUUGCCUGGGGCAUCCUUACAUGAAUGUCUCACUUUCAGAGCUAAACACCCAAUGGGGAAUGAUAGUGCCAUUGGCGUUCCAUUACCAGGGGAAGAUUUGCAGAGUGGCAAGCAAUCCUUGGCUGAGCACUGUGCUCAAAGUGGUACCCUGAAUUCAAGUGUGGCAUCUUUGAAUACUAGAGAAGUUGAUCACAUAGUACCGGAUCCAGCCGAUGUUGGUAACAAAGUACCGGAUCCAGUUAGUACUGAUAGUACUAUGCGCAAACUCGAUGAGGCAACCACCCCUGACUUCUUGGAUUCAUCAAAUGAGUUUCAAAGGGCCGAUCAAGGUACCUGUGAUCUGAACCGUGGGGGGUGGGUUUUUGAUUCUUCUGGGCCAUUGUACACAAACAACUCUUGCCCCUUGAUCACAAAGACGCAAAAUUGCCAGGGCAACGGGAGACCGGACAGGGGUUAUGAGAGUUGGAGAUGGAAGCCUGAACAGUGCAUCCUCCCACGCUUUGAUGCAAAAAAGUUCCUGGAGUUGAUGAGAGGCAAGACACUUGCCUUUGUCGGGGAUUCAGUUGCUCGAAAUCAGAUGGAGUCCCUUCUUUGCAUUCUGUGGCAGGUAGAAACCCCACUAAACCAGGGCAACCUUAAGAUGAGCAGGUGGGUCUUUGGGUCAACCUCAACGACUAUCAUUCGCAUCUGGUCGUCUUGGUUGGUACACACAUCAAGUGAAGCUGUAGGGUUUGCUCCUAAGGGUCUUGAUAAGAUUUUCCUGGAUAUAGCAGACGAGACAUUCAUGGAAUUCGUCCCAACUUUUGAUGUGCUUGUCCUCUCCUCUGGACACUGGUUUACCAAACGAUCAGCUUAUAUCCUGGAUGGCAAAGUUGUUGGAGGGCAGAGCUGGUGGCCUCGUCAAGCUGGAAAAAUGCAGAUCAACAACAUUGACGCUUUUGGUGUCUCUGUUGAGACUUGCCUGACUGCUGUGGCAACUAACCCAAAUUUCACAGGUAUAGCUGUUCUACGCACAUACUCACCAGAUCAUUAUGAAACCAGGUCAUGGAACACUGGUGGAUCAUGCACCGGGAAGGUUAAGCCCUUGGAUCAGGUGGUGAGGAAUAGCUUCACGGAUAAAAUGUAUGGAGAGCAAAUUACAGGCUUCAGAAAGGCAGUGCGGAAUUCUGGGAAACAUAGUUCCAAAUUGAGACUGAUGGACAUCACUGAACCCUUUUCUUUGAGAGUUGAUGGGCAUCCUGGCCCAUACACAACUCCUGACCUACACAAGAAUACUCAAAGAGGGCCAGAUGGGAAGCCUCCACCUCAGGAUUGUCUACAUUGGUGCAUGCCUGGACCUGUAGAUACAUGGAACGAGAUGUUGUUUGAGACUAUACAAAGCGACCUCAAGCGAGAUAGAAGCUGAAGAAAAGGCACACUAUGUUCUGCAAUGCUGGUAAAGUGGUACCAUCGUCCUGCUGGCGUGUGACGGCACUGAGGGACCAGCUGUGGAACGCCAAGGUCAAGCACUUGUUUAAGUAGAUUAGCAUGAGCAUUUUUCUUGCUCUUUGGGGUACCCUGUUAUUAAAAUGGUGUCGAAUGGAGGCUCCACACACAUGGCUGCUCUGAGAGUCUAGAAAUUCCCAUAUUAAUUGAAAAAUACAUAUGAGAAAACUAGAGCGAUUAUUUUAGUGGUGCAGAUUAAUCAUGCAUACCAUGUUAUGAGUUACUCUGUUACUGUUAUAUAAGACAUGUAAUUAUCAAAUGAUAACUUCAUAUACACCUUUCUAGAAGAGAAAAAAAAAAGAGAGAGCUGUAUAUGUACCUUCGAAUAUGUACAUGUACUAUCCAGCAGCAACGGCUACUUGCGAAAAAUCCUGUUGUUAAUUAGUUGGCACCAAGCGGACGUGUUAAGUGUAUAAAAUUUCCAUGGAUAUGUCAACUGUGAUUUUUAGAUGAACUGUGAUGUAAAUAUAGGCAAGAUUAGCUUA